Saccostrea cuccullata (small rock oyster) is the source of this 829-nucleotide messenger RNA. RefSeq lists its product as uncharacterized. NCBI's taxonomy places the organism in Eukaryota, Metazoa, Mollusca, Bivalvia, Ostreida, Ostreidae. The transcript is spliced from 8 exons. The coding region runs from base 224 to 829 and encodes 201 amino acids. The record is from RefSeq and is a predicted model, not a curated record.
CAUAGUAAAAUUCCUCAUGUGUGUAAUUUAAAACGAAACUACUUGAAAAUAGGAUUUCCUUCGUUCAAAGAGAAAGGGUGGAUAUAUUUGUUGUAUAUGCCCGAUCGGAAUCGAGUGAUGACUAAGAGUUAAAAAAAUGUAAAAUCAAUUGGUAGCGGAAUCUGUUGGGUAUUAUAUAUGACCUGUUCUUGUGAGGUUCCAUGUGCCUCGUUACAAUAAGGAAAUGAACGUGGAGUUAAAACCAGUGACGUCAUGUCCUACAAACGCCAGUUCGUGGCUUAACAAUGGCAUUAAGUUACAGUGUCCUAAUGAUACACUAGGAAGGAACCUGUACCAGUGUGUACCUAAUGAUGAAAGAUCUUCACUUGUGGAAUUUUGUCUUCAAGGGAGUAUUGGCAGAUAUGGAGCAAAUUUGUGCCCUUUUGCUGUAUCCACUGGACACCUGGACGCUCUCAACUGCUCAACGUUUCUCAGUGGUUGUCCAGAAGAAUCCUACAAUACAAAUGAAGUGUAUAAAUAUCACGCCUGCUUAGAAAUAAAUCCAGAGGAAAAAUGCUAUUUUGCAAAUGAAAACUGUCCAAAUUAUUCAAUGUCAAUUUCACAAAACACUACCUAUGUAUUUCAACCGGAGGAUGAUAAUACAGCAAUUAUUGCUGGUGUUGUUUCCACUUUCAUCAUAGCUCUGCUUGUUCUCGUAGUUUUAUAUCUCAUUUACCGUAGACGCCGAAGGCACCGUCGACGUAAAGAGAAAAGAGGGAGUGAAGAAGAAGAAAGAGUCCCUUUGUUUACUAUAGCUGAUUACGAUUACCCCAUCCCUGUCCAUAACUAG